AUGCGCAGGCCGCAGUGGGCUUGCCCAGUCCACGGAAGCAGCCCGCUGCCUGCAGUAGCAGCAGCAGCAGCAGAAGCAGCAACGGGAGCAGCAGCAGCAGCUUCCCUAAUUGAAGAAGACCCCGCCACAACUGCUGCACCUCCGGCACUUGCAGGGGCAUGCUGCUGCUCGCAGCCAUUUGAACAAGGCCAGCUGCAUGCGCAGCUGGAGCGUGGAGCGCAGCAGCAGCUGCAGCAGCGGCAGCAACAGCACAUGUCGGACUCCGCAGAAGCGCACUGUGGUGCCACGAAUGUCUGCUGCACUUGCAGCCAGACUCAAAGCAACAAUGCCGGCUGCGCCACCGCCGCUGCUGCUGCUGCUGCUGCUGCUGGCGGGCCCCAGAACAAGAGGCCUCUGAGCAGCUACACUGGGCUGCAUGCAAGAUGCCGCCUCCCCCGCAGAAGCUGGGGCCGAAGCAAAAGCAGCAGCGGCGGCGCGAUUGCCAAAAGCAGCAGAUCUGCAGCAGCUAAGGACUCUGCUGCUGCAGUGCCGCACGGGACAGCACGCGGAAGAGCAGCAAGUGCAGCGUGCGCAGCACGCUUAUGGCCAGCUGCUGCAGCAGUGCCCCCACCUGCUGAUGGCAGCAGCAGCUGCUGCGUGGACUGCUGCUUUGCUUCUUCACCGAGGCAGUCCGUUGCUGCUGCUCCUUUAGGGCUGCCCGGAGGGCCCCCAGUAUCUACCGAGGAGGCAGCUGCUGAAGCAGCAGCAACAGCCGCAGCACCUUUGUCAGCAACUGCAACACUUGCACAAGCCGCACCUGCAGCCGUGGCAACAGCACGGGAACCGGCAGCAGCAGCAACAGCACCAGCAGCAGCAGCAGCAGCACCCACGGCACAGCAGCCAGACGCUGCGCCACAGACCGCCAGUUUUGUAUCUUUUGCACAAACGCCUGAAGUCGAGGCCCGGCGAGCGCCCGCCGCAGCAGCAGCAGCAGCAACUGCUGCGGUGCUGAGAGAAGACGGGCAACGGCAAGCCUUGGGGGGUUGGCAGGUGCCUCUGAGCCUUCCUGUGCCGCUGUUUCUGGCUCCUGUGUCGUACACGAAGCGUGUGAAGGCAGCAGCUGUUGCUGCUGCUGCUGCUGCUGCGGAAGCUGCAGCAGCUUUUGCUGCAGGGGCCUCGGAGUCGGCGGGAGCAGCUGCGGCAGCAGCAGCAGCAGCAGCCAGGGGUUCCAGACGGAAACGAUUUCAUUUGGAGGAUGCGGUGUUGCUACUGCAGUUGGCAUUUGACCUGCAGCAACACUCCGUGCUGCUGCCGACGCUGCACGUCGUGGGCUCGGAUGGGAUGCCUGCAGGUCUGAAGCCCUGUGGGGCCCUUCUGUGCAGCGGCCGCAGCCGCAACAGCAGCAGCAGCAGCAACAGACGCGCCAGUCGCUUCAGCUGCGGUGCGCGAACACUCUCUGCUGCUUCUGCUGCUGCAGCAGAACGCAUGAGGCUCCAACAGACUGUAGAGGCCAUUGAGCCUGGCUGCACUGAAGUGCUGCUGCCGCACUUGCCUGUCAUUACACCUGAAGAGCUGCAGCAGCUGCAUGCAGCAGCAAUCCGCCUCUAUGGUGAAGGGAUGGUCCCGUCCUUUUGGCAACAGCAGCUUUUUUUGAAUCAACAGCAGCUGGGACAGAACUACGCGCAGCAACAGCUGCUGCACCAGCUCCAGCAGCUGCAGCUCCAGCAACCCCAGCAGUGGCAACUGCAGCAACGGUGGCAGCGGCAGCAGCAGUGGCAGCUACAACAGCAGAGGCCGCAGCAGCACUGGCAAGUGCAGCAGCGGUGGCAGCAGCACCAGCAAACGUCCCCCAACAACGCAGUACGGCCGAGCACAAGGUCCAUGAACGUGAAGGCUUCCAAAAGGCAGUGGCAGCAGAAGCAGCAGAAGCAGCAGCAACAGCAGUUGCAGCAGCAGCAAUAUAGAUUUUCUUCCGGAACUGGUCGGCACAACCACCGGCGUUCUGCAACCAAUCUGUCACAGCGUGACGCCGUUGUGGACAGCAGCAGCAGCAGCAGCAGCAGCAGCAGCGGGGGCGCAGCGGAUGUACACCGUGUGUCUGCUGCGCCCAGCCGCACCCUUCCGCAGGCCGGCCGGAGCUGCAGCAGAGAAAGUCUUGCCGUGUCGCCGGGGGCCCCCGCGGUCAGCAGCCCCGAGGGCCCCUCAUGGUCUGCAGCUGUGCUGCGCUCCCCCCCGCAGCAACAGCAGCAGUAG
This is a messenger RNA of Eimeria tenella, 2232 nucleotides long. RefSeq lists its product as uncharacterized. The transcript is spliced from 3 exons. The coding region runs from base 1 to 2232 and encodes 743 amino acids. NCBI's taxonomy places the organism in Eukaryota, Apicomplexa, Conoidasida, Eucoccidiorida, Eimeriidae. The record is from RefSeq and is a predicted model, not a curated record.